AUGCCUGCCAAUUCAGCGCCCGCGGGCCAAGCGGUCGAUAGCAAAUCGAAGAAGAAGAACAAGAAGAAGGGCGGAAAGGCUGGAGCGCAAAGUGAAAAGAGCGAGAAUACUGGCGCAAUCAAUGCAGAUUCUGAGAAGGAUGGGCGGCAUGAAGAACAAGCUGACAUGGAACCUGACCAUGCUACAAUGAACGGAUCGCAAGAGGCAGAGUCGACCACCUCAAUCACAGAGAGCCUCCAAGAUCUCUCCACUGAAGACCAAGGAUCACGCUUAAAUAAAAAGCAACCGUCUCAAAACAAGCAGAUCAACCCUAAAAAGAACGAAGAUGACGAUGGAGGCGCCGAUGAUAGAUUCAGUGUUCUCGUGAGGGACCGGGAUUCCCUUCGUGAAGAAGUAAUCGAGAUGCGUCGUUCCCUCGAAGAAAUACAGAGUAAACAUGACGAGGAGAUGGAAACUAUACAAGAGAGGCUUCGGGUCUCAGAAAGCCAGAAAGAACAGGCAGAAUCGCAGUUCCACAGCCUGUUAGGGAGGGUGAACACAAUUAAAUCUCAACUGGGUGAGAGGCUAAAAGCCGAUGCCGAAGAACUGACUCAAAAGAAAACACAGAUUGAAGAAUAUGAGAGUGCAAAUGCUGCUUUAAAAGCCGAGCUGGAGGUAAAAUCUACGCAUAUAUCUUCUUUGGAACGCGACCGCGAACAACAGUCGAAAGAGCUCUCUAGUCUGCGAAAUAGAAUAAACCUUACUCAGCAGAAUUGGGUCAAAGAGAGGGAGGAAUUACUGGCGCAGGAGUCAGAAUUGCGAACAGAAUUUGAAGAAGCUAAGCAGGCAAUGCAUAGCUGGGAAAUAAUCGCCAUGGAGGAACGAUCCAUUCGAGAAAGUCUUGGAGAAAAAGUAAUAGACCUAGAUGAGCAGCUAUCGACGCUUAAAACAGACUACGACAAAGUGACUUCUGAUUACAACUCUCAAGGGGUGGCUGUUGAAGGACUUCAGAAGGCAUUAAGGGAAAUCCAAAGUGCCCGAAAACAAGAAUUAAGGGAGCUGGUCGAGAGUACCAAUGCACAAGUGGAAGAGGUUCGGAAGAAACUAGAAGAUGCUGAGAAGCGUGCUGCUCAAGCGAAUGCUGCACUAGAGGAGACUCAAAAGAAUCUUGAACGAGCACUUCCGUUUGAGAAAGAGGUUAAGGAGAAGAACCUGCUCAUAGGCAAACUCCGGCACGAAGCUGUUACCUUGAACGAGCACCUAACGAAGGCUCUACGCUUCCUGAAAAAAGGGAAGCCGGAAGAUAAUGUGGAUAGGAACCUUGUUACGAACCACUUCUUACACUUCCUCUCACUCGACCGAUCCGAUCCGAAGAAGUUCCAGAUAUUGCAGCUUAUAGCUGCUCUUUUAGCAUGGGAUGACGAACAACGAGAGCAAGCUGGUCUUGCUCGCCCCGGUGCCUCGGGGGCAUAUAACAACCUCAGGGCUCCGCGAUCUCCAUCCGUGUUCAAGACUCCUAGUUCGCCUUCUCUAGCAACUGGGUAUUUUGGCAGUAACACAGACACCCGAAAAGAGUCAUUGGCAGAGCUGUGGUCGAACUUCCUUGAGCAGGAAGCCCAAACAGAGGGAAAGCUACCUCAACCUGGAACUGAAAGCCCCUUAGACAAGAUGGCAUCAUGA
Messenger RNA from Microsporum canis CBS 113480, 1659 nucleotides. RefSeq lists its product as hypothetical. NCBI's taxonomy places the organism in Eukaryota, Fungi, Ascomycota, Eurotiomycetes, Onygenales, Arthrodermataceae. The transcript is spliced from 7 exons. Bases 1 to 1659 code for a protein of 552 amino acids. Gene Ontology annotation, cellular component: Golgi apparatus. Gene Ontology annotation, molecular function: small GTPase binding. Gene Ontology annotation, biological process: Golgi organization; endoplasmic reticulum to Golgi vesicle-mediated transport. The record is from RefSeq and is a predicted model, not a curated record.